Molecule: messenger RNA, 5872 nt
Organism: Argiope bruennichi
Lineage: Eukaryota; Metazoa; Arthropoda; Arachnida; Araneae; Araneidae
Product: protein unc-93 homolog A-like
Exons: 4
Coding region: 1020-2903 (627 amino acids)
Source: RefSeq, a predicted model, not a curated record
ACUUACUAGAUUAUCUAAUAAUAAAUAAAUUAAUUUAAAAUAUUGACCCUAAAUUCAAACUUUAAUAAUUUUUUACACCUUUCAAAAUUCAUAAUUUGAUUCAUAUUGUUAACUUAGAAAAUUUCUUUCCCCAAAUGAUCACAUCUGCUCUUUUAUCAGCUGUUAGAUCGUUUCUCUUUUUUAUAUAAUCUCCCCGUAGCCCAGGAUUAUUGCUGCUUAUGCUGAAGACAUGGACGAAACUUCCAAACAUUUUGAUAAUAUUAAAAAAUUUAAAUGGAAAACACUUUAUUCUUCAAAAUAUUUGUUCUAAAAGAGAUAUUUUCAAAUUUAAUUUUAGCAUACUCUAAAGACUACUAAAAAUUAUUUGUUUAUCUUCGUUUUAUCUUCCACUAAAAAAAUUCAAACUUUUAUAAUGAAUUUGGAAUUUAAAUUAUUUUAUUCUUAUAUAUACAUUUGCAGCAGAUUAACAUUUCUAGGGCUAGUAAUGUAAUUUCUUUAAUUUUUAAUACCACAAAAAUUUAUUUUAAAUGUGUUUGUGAAAAAAAAUCAUCAAAUAAUUUAUAAAGACAUGAUUCUACUACUGUGAUAAUUAAAUGAAGAAUUUGAAAAAGUCUCUAAGAAAAUUCAUGCUUCAUGCUAAUAAAAUUUUUAACAAAUUUAAAAACUCUUUAAUUUUUAUAAGUGAAGUAAAAAAGAUGAAUAAGAUUAUAAAAAAGAUGAACUCCUUGCCCCAAAAAAUUCGUAAAAGCAUCAGUGCGUAAAAAUUUAUUCUUAGUAAGUUGGAAUUUUAACUAUACUUGCAAGUUAUUUCUGAUUUUAAUGACUUUUUAGGAAUUUUCUUCUUUGUGAUGUUAACUAAUGUUUAAUUUCUAUUUGGUGGUAUUGCAGUUGCAUCAAACCUUAUUUGGAACAAAAACUGCUACCGUAAUUCAAUUCUCUUUGAAUUAAAAAGUGGAUUUUAAUUAAAACCACCUGCAUAAGAAGAAAUAUAUAAUAAUCCAUAAUCCAUAAACAUCGCCAUGAAUCAGGUUAAUCCAUCAGCACAAAGAAUACCAAAACUCACCAAACCGCGCAUAAUAAAGAAUUUGAUAUUGAUCUCUUUAUCAUUUUUUCUCCUUUUCUCUGCAUAUGACGGACUCAGCAUGUUACAAAGUACAAUGAACAAGAAAGCAGGAGUAGGAGUGGUUUCACAGGCAGUGGGCUUCACCUCAUUUUGCAUCUCCGCUCUAUUACUGCCAAAAUACGUUAUUAAAAAAAUAGGAUGCAAAUCAUCACUUUUCGUGUCCAUAAUCCUUUACAUACCAUUUAUAGCUGCAAAUUUCUAUCCAAAGUGGUACAUUAUGAUACCAACAGGAGUUUUCGCCGGAAUGGGUGCUUCAAUUCUGUGGGGAUCUCAAUGCACGUAUUUUAAUGAAUCUGCUGUUCGAUAUGCUAAACUAAUUGCAGCCAGUUCUCAAAUCUCUGAUACUGCAUCCAAUCAUGCAAAUGAUGAUACUGCUUCUGAAAAGCGUUUUCAUAACGAAACCGGGAAAAACGAUUCACAAAAAGAUGAGCCAUCAAUAAAAAAUAACAAGGAAGAUGCUUCCUUUAGAUAUAAGUGCAAUAAUGCCAGUUGUGGUAAUGUGGAAGAAUUCGUCGUUUCAGAAAUCGCUAAAAAUUGCGUGCAAUAUCUCAAAAAUACUGUAGACGACAACGAUUUGUCACAAACAAAAGAGCAAAAUGCAUCUUAUAAUUUAAAUCAUCCGAGACACUUGCCUAUUAGAAAUAUUCCCCUUUCUUCUGGUGCCGUGCAAAAUGUGGCUCAUGGAAAAUCACUUAUUCAAGGAAGAACUGAUGAAACAAAAGUAGGAAAACUAAGUGAUAGUGGUGAAUCGAAUAAAGGAAAUAUUUCAAAAGUAGAUGAAGAAUCGGUAUCUCCAAAAAUAAAUAAAGAUUGCCAAUCGAUUUUUCAAAAAGCCAAUACCCUUGAAUCUGUCACGGGACUUUUCUUCGGUUGUCAUGGUAUGGCAUAUUAUUCGGCUCAGAUUUGCAGCAAUGUGAUCUCGUAUUAUGUCCUGAAAGGCGAUGAUAUACAAACAAUGAAUCAUUUCAUUGGAUGUUCGUGUGGUGCCCAAUUUUGUAAUGACAACAAGUGGUGCAUCAAUGAUGACACUGAGUAUGUGAGCACCAAUAUCCGGUACAUUCUAACAACUAUCUGUGUGGUUAUUGCUUCCAUUGGUGCUUUGCUGAUAUUCUUUUUCCUUGAUCCGUUGAAGAAAGCAAAGUCUGAAGAUGAGCCUGAAAAGAUUUCUUUGAGACUGAUUUUUGCCACUGUAAGCCAUAACAGAAAGAAAGAACAAUUGUGUUUGAUUCCUAUAAGUUUCUAUGAGGGCAUGCUGCAAGGAUUUUAUACAGCUGAUUUCACGAAGUCCUAUGUUGGUUGUGCUUGGGGAGCUUCUAAUGUCGGAUUAGUGUCGGUGUUUUAUGGGGCUGCCUGCGUUAUUUCUUCUUCUGCAUCCGGUCUCUUUGUAAAAUAUAUUGGAAGAAAGCCAUUGUUUCUGAUAGGACAAGUGAUCAGCAUAUUAAUGGUGAUAUUUCUCAUGCUCUGGAUACCCGAAUCUAAAUCACAUUAUAAAUUCUACAUUGCCUCAAUCUUUUUUGGAACCAUCACAGGUAUACUCUGGUCUCAGUUAUUGGCUUUAUAUGGACUGCUUUUUAAAAAAGAUGAAGAAGCAGCCUUUGCAAGCUACUACCUUUGGAGUUCCUUGGGGUGGACUACUUCUUUCCUGUACAGCGACCAUCUAUGCACUUAUGUCAAGAUUUAUCUUUUAUUGAUUGUAUCUAUUAUUGGAACUACUGGAUACAUUUUUACGGAAAGAUCAUAUGAAUUAAGAAAAAAGGAACAAAAUAUACCGUUAACUUGAAAUUGGAUUUCAUUGUCUUAAUAACAUUGAAAUGCAUCUGAAAUUCUAUUUUGAUCAAUUAGGAAUUCGUUUGUUUCAUACGUACAGAGGAAAUAUGUUUGUUUUGGAUUUUUUUAUUAUAUCAAAAAAUAACAAUUUACAUUAUUUUAGCUAUAGAUAUCCUAUUUUAUGUAACAUCUUUUUAACAUUAUAUUUUUUAUAGAUUUUUAUUUUUAUAGAACAAUUUUUAUAGAUUUAUUUUUAUAGAACAAUUAGAUUAAAAAAAAGAUCUAUUUUAUUAAAAAUGAAAAAUUAUAAUUGCAUGCAAACUCAUCCCUAGUAGAAAAUAGUCUUACCUUUGAAUCACCACCUUUUCUUCUUUGAAUCAGCCUGAUAUUUGUAAUAGUGCUAAUCUUGUUUUAUCCUAAUUCCAGAUGUUAUGCAUAGGGAAAGGACAUAAUUUCAACAGCGCGUCUUUAAGGCCCUUAAAGAAGGUUUCGACACUGAUAGAAUUGAAAGCUGUUGCUUUUGAGUAAUUUGCCUUUUCUGGCUUUCUUUUGGAUAAUUUCGUAGUGUGUCUUGUCAUAAGUAGCUUCAAAUAUUUUUCUCCAGGUCAAUUUUUAUUGUUGACCUCUACAAAUUUAUGAGCCGGAAUUCAAACUACUUUCCACUUCAAUCCAUUUUUGAGAUUUUGUUUAUAUAUCAUAUUAAACCGAACUCUUUUGUGAAAAAUACUUUUCUAGGAUCACACAGAAUAUACAUUUCAGAAUCAUGUUGAAUAUAUUUUUCUAGAAUCACCCUUAACAUAUCUUCCAGAAUCAUACCGAAUAUACUUUUCCAGAACCACACUGAGUAUACUUUUCAGAAUCAUAAUGAGUAUACUUUUCUAAAACCGCACUGAAUAUACAUUUCAGAAUCAUAUUGAAUAUAUUGUUUUAGAAUCAUACGGAAUAUACUUUCCAGAAUCAUACUGAAUAUACUUUUCUAGAACCACAUGAAAAUACAUUUUUAAAAUUAUACUGAAUUACUUUUCUAGAAUCAUACUGAAUAUACUUUUCAGAAUCAUACUGAAUAUACUUUUCUAGAGUCGCAUUUAACAUAAUACUUCAAUUUUACUUUUCUAUUCUUAAAAGCCAUCAAAGGCCGAAUUCAUGUCACUUUACACAAUCCAUUAAUUCAAAUUUUCUUUUCUAUUUUACCACACACAGAUUCAGUUACUUAUUUAAAAGUUUCAGGAUUAUAAUUUUCGUGUUUUCACUCCGUUUCGUUACUUUUCAUUCUAUUAUAACUUGUGGAAGAGCACCAUAAUUAACCUCAUAGAUUUGAGACCAGUGAUCUAUUAUACACUAUGUGCUUUCGAUCCAUAGUACAAGAACUGACAAUUUAAAAUUCAAACACGUAUCUAUUGCAGACUAUGGCCAAACUUAAAAACAAGAUGUAGAUUUACUUACCAAAUCCGGUACAAACUGGAAUAUAGUGGAAAUUCUGAAGCCAUUCUUGAAAUCUAUAAGUCAAGAAAGACAUUUCAAAAAUAUUUUCAUAAAUGCUGUUAUAAACGAUAACAAAAACAAACAAAAGUUUCUACUAAGCGAAUGUUGUUUAAGGUAGCUGAACUGUUCAGUGCAAAAUGGUAGCCCAUAUCGAUAUUAUGGUUUUUGAUCGAAGGAUCACAAUGUACAAAGCAGUACAACAGUUUCACCAUAUUUAUUGCCUCCAGACUUCAGAUCAAAACAUAGAUAUAGUGUUUCUUUAUGCUAUUAGGCAGAUGAAAAAGAAAGGAAAAAAAAUUAUGAAUUCUUAUAAAAUGGACGAUACAGAAUUUUGUUUUUUGUUUUGUUGCUUUUUUUAUAAAAUUUAAUGGGAAUUCAUUCAAUUGUGGAAAUAAACUGUAUCUUAGACAUUUUUAAUUCAUCUGAAUUUUCUAAAUUGUAUGAUAAUAUCCAAACAAAACUAGACAUUAUUAUUAAAUAAUUAAAAAUUAAAUAAUAAUGAUAAAUAAUUCUAAUAUAAGUGGAAUACCUUCUAUAUUGAUAUAAAACUCAACACAUGAACAAUUAUAUUCUUCAAGAAUUAAUAUAAUAUAAAAAUGGAGAAAUACUUUAAAAAUUUGUUUACCAUUAAUUUCAAAUUACAUACAUCAAUCUAAAGAAAAUUGCUCAUUUCUGGAUAAUUCUUUUUUUAACUCCUUUAUUAACCUUGUUUUAUAAUUCCUUUAUUAAUCAAAUUUCAAUAAAAACAUUUCUUAUCUUUUAUAAAAUCUUGGGUAUUUUAAAGGGCUUUGAAGAUCUUAAGAUAAACAAUAAUAUGUAAUACACAAAUAGAGAUUUAUGUUACAAUUUUUUUAUCAAUAUUUAUUGCAUUUAAAAUUUAUUUUAAACUCCCAUCUUUUGAAACUUACAGCGUUUUUUACCGAAGUCCUACAUGUUUAAAUCACAUUAACAUUUACAUGCUUUGGUAGAUUUCCAAAACAAAAAUUUCCGUUAUUCAGUGAACAGAAAUCGGUUUAUAACUACAGUUAUCUUUUUUCAGUAGAUACAAUAAUAAAAAAUGAGUACAAUAAGAACAACAUUUUCAAAAUAAAUAAAUUUAAAAAUAAACAUGAAGUUAAGCCAUUAUCUGCCACGUUGCUAAUUUGGGAUUUUAUUAAUUUUUUGCACAUAAUUCUGCGCAAAAUAUUUGUAAUAUGCCAAACAGUGUAGUUUCAUUUACUACAUAUUAGUCAACAUUAUGUGAAUCGGAGAGUGUGUAUUCUGUGCUUCGUUUCUUCACAACAACAAAUUUAAAAUUCGUUUGUAAGGUGAAUGGAACAGAAUUGUCAUAUUUGAAGCAUUAUAUUUUUGGUUUGGUCUUUAUAUUAUAAUGAAAUACUAAACAUAAAUAUUUAAUUUGGAGGUUAUAGUUCAGAAUCUGUACUUACACGUAUUUUAUAUUUAUUAUUAUUAUAUGAUACCCUUUUUGAAAAAAUACCAAAUAUUUUUGAAACGAAACAA